AUGGGCAAAUCAACUCAAGAAUUAAAAUAUAAACGACUUAAAGUCGGUCACGCCUGCUAUGUUUGCAGAAGUAAAAAAAUAAAGUGCGAUGGAUUACGACCUUGUAUGCAGUGUAAAGCUCGUGGUAGAACUUGCAUAGCCUCAAAGACAGAUUCUGCUUCUCCGGCUGCAUCGGAUGCCAGCAAAGAUGUUUUAGAAAGUAGUAACAGUAGUGGUAGUGAAUCAGACGACGAAUCCAUUCUUUUCUCAUGGUCCCGAAAGCCUUCGCCAAGCAAUACCAAUAUAUCAAUCUCGCAAAAUGAAUCCUGGGCAAGCCAUAUCGCAGCUUCAAUUGCUGAGUGUAUUAAAGGGGAGGAUCAAGAUAUGCUCAGCUUUGAAUAUCCUUCAUUUGGAAACUUUGUUCGUUGGACAAAUGAGCCUUCUUUGCCAACUCAUUAUUCUCACCCUAUCGAGAUGCCUACAGCUGAUGUUCAGAUGAAAAUGAUUGACAUAUUCUUCAAGUCAUGUUAUUCUAUUUUACCAAUCAUUCCCAAAGAGCUUUUCUAUCAGCAGCUUCGCGUCAAGGGUCCACUGAUAACACCCCUUUUAUUAAACGCUAUCUACUGUAUCGUUACUAAUAAUGUUGAAAUACAAGAUGCUCCAAAGGCAAGUGUCUUCUUUAACCGAGCCAAGAAGAUGGUAGAUGAUUUUCUCGACAUUCCACGUGUAAGCACUGUAAUUGCACUCUGCCUUUUGUCGUUAUAUGAACCCGCUCCUUCAAGAGGACAAACAGCAAUAGGUACACGCCAUUGUCGCACCUGGAUUUACUGCGGUAUGGCUUCUCGCAUGUGCCUGGAACUUGGCUUGAAUAUAGAUAAACCAGAAACACGGAGAAACAUGGAUUGCCAAGAGAUUGAACUACGACGAAGAGCCUUUUGGGGAUGUUACAUCCUCGAUAAAUUUCAAAGCCAGGAGUGGGAAAGGUCCUGGAUCCUACCAUCAUCACUAUCAAGAGUAUCUUUACCCAAAGCGAUGCCUAACGACGACGAGAUGGAGCAAAUAAUCAUUCAAGAGUUCAUUCAAUCCGCAAAGCUUGCCAUGAUUGCUGAAGAAGGCCUGCAAAUCCGUGCCCUAUUUGCUAUUCACGAUAACAGCAAUCCGGCUGUUAUCCAGGGUCAAUUUGAGCAAUACUAUGCAAGAAUUAUGCAUUGGAAGCAAAAUUCUCCGUUUCCGGAAGAUUUUUCCUGUCCAACGACAAACGAAACAUUAAAAAUCUUUGGCCCAUCCUACAAUCAAAUAUGCUUCUAUCUUAUGGUUGUCGAAACUCUCCACUUUUUACCCCAGAAUGCGGAAAGAGCUGCUGAGCUUCGUACCUAUGCUACCAAACUUGUAAAUUACGCCGAGAGAAUUUAUCACCAUUCUUCCAAAAUAGUUCAACACGAAUUCCUGGCUCAUGCAGUCGGCGCCGCAUUUCGUGUACACAAACUUUAUUUAAAAAGCGAAGAUGCAUCGAUUGCAAAGGACUCCUGUGACAUGAUUGAUAAAUGUCUCAAAUUGCUUUCAAAAAUACAAGAUCGUGUGUCCAUUCCCCAUUUUCCUGAAAUUAUUCAUCAUUUGGUUUAUAAGCACCAGGCUUUUAAAAAGAAUCAGCACCUGGAAUUGACACGAAAACCGACAAAAGAUCAACCUACUGCGCCUACCCCGCUUGUACUAUCUUUAGAAAAAAGCCACCCCAACAACAGCAACAACAACAACACAUCCGAUACUUGUCAGCAGGUGCAAUCUCCAGCCACAGAAAUUUCGCUGCGCGAAGACAUCAAUCGCCUGUCUAUCAACACUGAUUUUCGUGAUCAACAACAGCCAUGGUUACAAGCACUACAGGAUAUUGCAGAUAUACAAUCAAUAGCAGGUCCUACUACAGCCAUGGAAGAUUCUAUUCAGCAAAUCAGCUCUUCCCCUAGUUCUCUUCAAGGUGAACUGUCGUGGUCAGCGCCAAUGAUUCCAAACACUACAUUUCCAUUCACUGUUGCCGAAUUAUCCUAUCAAGAACAAUCUUACCUGAGUUCACCAAGCUUAAAUUAUUUAACAUCCAAUUCUUUUCAUCAAAAUAUUCCCACACUCUAUACAAACGAACCAUACACUUACUUCAAAUAUCCUAUAUGA
Rhizopus microsporus ATCC 52813 is the source of this 2142-nucleotide messenger RNA. RefSeq lists its product as uncharacterized. Bases 1 to 2142 code for a protein of 713 amino acids. Gene Ontology annotation, molecular function: zinc ion binding; DNA binding; DNA-binding transcription factor activity, RNA polymerase II-specific. Lineage: Eukaryota; Fungi; Mucoromycota; Mucoromycetes; Mucorales; Rhizopodaceae. The transcript has 5 exons. The record is from RefSeq and is a predicted model, not a curated record. Gene Ontology annotation, biological process: regulation of DNA-templated transcription; DNA-templated transcription.